GUACCUGUCCCAGGGCACCUGUCCCGGCAGCCAAUCCCGGCGCGGCCGCCCCACCUGUGCGAGCGCUGCCAUAAAUCAAACACCUGGCAGGCAAUGUCUGUGUGAGCAGCCCGAGCAGAGCCAGCGCUGCUGAGCACACACCGCGGCGAUGUCCAAUGAGCUGGAUUUCAGAUCCGUGCGUCUGAUGAAGAAUGACACCAUGAACUUCCAGAAAUUCCCCUACACCAGCGAGGAUGAGGCCUGGAAAACCUACCUGGAGAACCCCCUGACUGCAGCCACCAAGGCCAUGAUGAGGGUGAACGGGGACGAUGACAGCGUGGCCGCCCUCAGCCUCCUCUACGACUACUACAUGGUGCCCAAGGAGAAGAGGAUUCUGCCAGCUGGAAUGAUGGCACGCAAUGACCUGGCAAAGAGCAGGCACUGCCACGGGAUGGAUUAUGAGCCUGAGCUGCCCUCCUUCGAUGGCUCAGCCCAUCUCAUGAAGCUGCUGUCAGAAAACGUCUCCAUGAGCCAGGAGUUCUGCGAGCCUCCCAAGAAGAACGGCCUGAGUCUCGAGGGUGUCCCUGCUCCUCACAAGGCAGCCCUGCUCCCUCCAGGCACCAGCAAGCUGGAAGCCACCCCAGACAACUUUCUGGUGGCCCCUGGGGACGUGUAUGACAGCAGCUCCCUGAACUCCCUGUUUGAGAGCCUGCCCAUGGCCCCGGCCCAGCAGCGCUGGCAGCCCGACAGCACCUUCAAGGAGGACCCCCAGGAGACGCUGCUCUUCAGUGACAUCCUCAAACCCCAGCCAGAGCCACCCUGCCCCGAGAGCUACCCCACAGAUGGAGUGAAGAGUGACUUUGAAUACACGCUGGGGUCACCCAAAGCCAUUCACAUCAAAUCUGGGGACUCUCCCAUGGCCUACCUCAACAAAGGACAGUUCUACCCCAUCACACUGCGGACAGCUGGAGACAGCAAAUGUUUGCACUUGUCCUCAAAUAAAGUGAAGAGCGUGGUGAUGAUUGUGUUUGACAAUGAGAAGAUCCCCACGGAGCAGCUGAAGUUCUGGAAGCACUGGCACUCCCGGCAGCCCACGGCCAAGCAGAGGGUCAUCGACGUGGCUGACUGCAAGGAGAACUUCAACACCGUGCAGAACAUCGAGGAGCUGGCCUACAACGCCCUGUCCUUCGUGUGGAACAUCCACGAGGAGGCCAAGGUGUUCAUUGGGGUGAACUGCCUGAGCACAGACUUCUCCUCUCAGAAGGGAGUGAAGGGGGUCCCCCUGAACCUGCAGAUCGACACCUACGACUGUGGCAGUGGCAGCAGCCAGCUGGUGCACAGGGCUGUCUGCCAGAUCAAGAUCUUCUGUGACAAGGGAGCAGAGAGGAAAAUGAGGGAUGAUGAAAGGAAGCAGUUCAGAAGGAAAGGAAAAUGCCUGGACUCCAACAACAAUGGUCUGAAAGGCUGUUUGCUCUCUGGCUUCAGAGGGAAUGAGAUCACCUUCCUGCGGCCCGAGAGCGACCUGGAGACGCAGCCGGUGCUGUUCAUCCCCAACGUGCACUUCUCCGCCCCGCAGAGGUGUGGCUCGGUGCUCCCUCCUGCUGUUCCCAACUCUGCAAACAGGCUGCCCCUCAAGCGGAGCGGGGCCUCCUUCGCCGACGACUUCGAGGCAGUGCCCCCAAAGCACAGCAAGGACGAAGAUCCCCAGAGAGUGCUGCUCUACGUGCGCAGGGAGUCCGAGGAGGUGUUUGAUGCUCUCAUGUUGAAGACCCCGGAUCUGCAGGGCCUCAGGACAGCUAUUUCAGAAAAAUAUGGGCUUCCUGAAGAAAGCAUUUAUAAAGUCUACAAAAAGUGCAAAAGAGGGAUCCUGGUGAACAUGGACAACAACAUCAUCCAGCACUACAGCAACCACAUGGCCUUUCUGCUGGACAUGGUAGAGGCAGAGAACAAGUUCCAGAUCAUCCUCAAAGAGCUCUAAAGAGCUGCAGGCAGCACUUCCUGGCACUUCUCUCCGAGCUGGCACGUGUGACCCCACAGAACUCAGCCCUGUGCCCGCUCUUGUUGCCUUGACUUGAACCCCACGGCCCCAGGGCCGGGCCACAGACUGCUGUGAGAUCAUCCUGUGAACGUGGAACUUGGCUCUGUUGAGUUUAUUAUUAUUAUUAUUAUUUUUUAUUAUAUUUGAUUCCCUUCUGGCAGCGGGCCUGAGCUGCUGUUUCAGAGCUGGGCACACGAAGUGACACUGCCAGGCCUGGGCAGAGAGCAGAGCUGGUGGCCCUGGCAGUGAGUGAUGCCAGCCCAGGCCUUGGCCUCUCCACAGACCCUGCAGAGCUUUCCCAGCAGGGCUGAGCCUGGCUCUGAGCUCCUCUCUGGCACAGAGACUCUCCCAGCUGCAGUCACAGCUCUGCUGAACGGACACUGCCUGCUGAACACCCUCCCUGCACAUCUCUGACUGUAAAUACCACGGAGGCCUCCACAACCCCUGUUUAUACAUUUCUGUGUUGUUCCUUUUGUAUUUUAUAUGUGUAUAAAUAUGCAUUGUUUUAUACUGGACUCAGUAUGGUGACACAGAGCAUUUCAAACACAGGCUGCUUCACAUUUCUCCGUGAACUCCUUUUGUAACUGUGUUGUUGGUUGUGUUGUUUUGGAUAUUCUGUAGUAAUAAAGGCUCAAGGACUGAAAAUGAA
Messenger RNA from Serinus canaria (Common canary), 2666 nucleotides. It is a transcript of the gene GRHL3, whose product is annotated as grainyhead like transcription factor 3. Gene Ontology annotation, molecular function: RNA polymerase II cis-regulatory region sequence-specific DNA binding; DNA-binding transcription activator activity, RNA polymerase II-specific. Lineage: Eukaryota; Metazoa; Chordata; Aves; Passeriformes; Fringillidae. Gene Ontology annotation, cellular component: nucleus. The transcript has 16 exons. The record is from RefSeq and is a predicted model, not a curated record. Gene Ontology annotation, biological process: regulation of transcription by RNA polymerase II. Bases 149 to 1957 code for a protein of 602 amino acids.